This is a messenger RNA of Frankliniella occidentalis (western flower thrips), 857 nucleotides long. RefSeq lists its product as uncharacterized. The record is from RefSeq and is a predicted model, not a curated record. The coding region runs from base 50 to 760 and encodes 236 amino acids. The transcript is spliced from 6 exons. NCBI's taxonomy places the organism in Eukaryota, Metazoa, Arthropoda, Insecta, Thysanoptera, Thripidae.
GGAGGCGCUGCCCACUGUGAGACAGAGCGGCGACGCAGCGCGGCACGCCAUGGACGACCCCGGACGGGCGUCCCCGGGCGCGGGCGACGCGCAGGGCACGGCCCUGGGGACCGGGCUGGACGCCCUGCUGGAGUCGACCCUGGGGGACUACCCGAUGGACUGCACGCUGGGCGGCGCGAAUUGUUCUACGACCACGACCAUCGCGCCGGAGACUGACUGGUUGGAGAAUGAGGUGGUCGCGGGCGUCAAGAGGUGGCACAUCUUGUUCAUGGUCGUCGGCGCUUUCUGCAGCCUGGUGAUCGCCCUGUGCUGCUGCAUACGCUUCCGCAUCCCCCGCACCAAGCAAGAGAUCGAAGCGGACUACGUGCGCAAGCAGAUCACUCGCAAGUUCCAGAAGCAAUUGCGUCGCAUCCGCAACGCCGACAUGGAUGAUAUGGAUCUGAAGAGAGCGCGCCAGCGCCUGCGCGUACAGUUCAAGUCGGACACCGAGAGCCUCGCGCAGUCCAUCAGCAGCUCGGCCAACGCGUCCGUGUGCAACAGCCCGGGUGGCCCGCGCGGCGAAACGUACCGCAAGGCCAGCGACAUCGGCGUCUCCAUCGAGGACCUGAUCGAGCGGCGCAACAGCGGGCUGGGGGCGCGCUUCUCCACGCUCGUCGGCACCCUGGGCAGGCUGCGGCCGCGCAGGGGCUCCACGGCCACCAUCGAGCGCGCCAACGGCGACCAGCCGUCCAACCUGCGCGACGCGCGCGCCGAGCCGUGACGUGGCCGUGAUGUGACCCGGUGACCCGUCUGUUUGAUGUUUGUUCUGUUUCUUCUCCAACUCUGACCUGCCCAUUAAACCAAGUCUACCUCAAGCA